AACGCGCGCUGAGCGUAAACGCACGUGUGAAGCGUAGACGUUUUAGGUCAGUUCGGCCUUUCUUGCCAGUAUCUUGUUGACUAGCGUUAUUGCUCUUGUAAUGAGCGGAGUCACGGGUAAUCGUCAGUCUAUUAAGAAAGGAAAUAUGUUUGUGCUGCACUGUGUUGUGUUGUGGGUGUGUUGAAGGAAAACUGUGGCAUCUUUCCGCGCUCGGUGCACAGAAUCAGGAUGGAUGUUCGUCGUCCCAAACAGGGCGAGACUGACGAGGAACUCAUUCGCUUGCAAGAAGAGUUUCUGAAAAGCGGCGAGAGACCAUCGGUCCAAUUGUUCGAGCCGAACGGAAGAAUCCGGAAGCGAAGACGCACUCGGUCGCUGAACCGAACGAAACCACUGCUGUUUGUGAUCGAAAGGCGCCGAUACCUGCGUCAAAUGCCAGCGAUAAAUCACCUGAGGUGGUGCACGUGCAACUGGACUCUGUGCUGUGCGAUGUCAUUGAACGCAAUGUUGACAAGGAUGUCAUCAGGCCUCCCACAACGGUGUGCCAUUUCCAGAACCUAUGAGAGUUUCGGGCACUGUGUCGCAAGGUCGCAAGAGUCUUUCUGCAUCGAGGUUCAAGAAGAUGAACACAGCAGGGCACAAGCGCGAUGCUCUGGAACUGUCACUUCAACGUCACUGCCUGGCUCGGCCCUGUCGAAGGAUGAUUACGAAGCCGUGCACGCUGAAAACCUCGGACGAUUGGCUUCCAUGUCGCACGAGGAAAAAAUGAAAGCACAGCAGGAGCUCCUUUCUCGGCUGGGUACACCUCUUCUUUGUUUGUCCACAACGUUACAGUGUGCACUUUUUAUGAACCAGGUGGUUUUCCACAUAUAACCUGAACAUGUAUUAGUUAUCUGUUGCCAGUAAUACGCCACUUCAAUCGCUUUAGGCGCAUUACCUGAAGAGGUAUUGUUUCAACAUUUCCAAGUUCAAUCGAAGGUCAAAUGAACAGGAAAUAUGCCACAUUCAAAUGUUAUAGAAUAAAGAUUGGGAAAAUGUUAAUACUUUUUAUGAUAGUUUUUCAAAGUGAUAGUUCAAUAGAUAGUUUUCAAAAUGACCAGAGAAUAAAGAUGUCCGC
This is a messenger RNA of Rhipicephalus sanguineus (brown dog tick), 1114 nucleotides long. RefSeq lists its product as uncharacterized. The transcript is spliced from 3 exons. The record is from RefSeq and is a predicted model, not a curated record. Lineage: Eukaryota; Metazoa; Arthropoda; Arachnida; Ixodida; Ixodidae. The coding region runs from base 229 to 870 and encodes 213 amino acids.